UUUCAGAAUGUUCUGGAACCUUCCAGAAAGUUCGAGAAACCUUAACUUUAUUUUUCAAAGAAUUUUGGAAUCUGCUCACCACGUCAUGUCUCUCAUUUUGAUAACGGAAAUGCAAACUCUAGUGAAUCUCUAAUGUAAGACUCAACCACGUCAUCAAGUGUGUCACUAUGUUGGUCUAGCUAUAACCAUAAAAUGUCAGACUUUUCCUCUUUCUUCGCCGCACAAUAACUCCUGAGAUCCUUAUUCCUUUAUAUAAAGCACCCAUUUCAACUUCCACGAUCACUUUCGACAUGGGACACUUCCUGGUGUUCUCCAUACUGUUACUCCCCUUUACUGCCGGCCUAGACUCUGAAACAAACGAUCCCGUUUACAAAUUUGCCAUCGUCGAUGGUGAACCAAUAGUGUUAAAUGCGUCGUCAAUCAUCCAAGUGACUUCAUUCGAUGAAUGCACAGACAAGUGUUUGGAAGAAUUUGAUUGUGUCGUGGCAUAUCAGUCGAAUGCAUCAGAUCCUUGUUAUCUGUUCCAAUAUGAUUCAAUUCAAGAGAUCAAAAGUAAUGCAUCGGGUGGUGAGGGUCAAGUUGCAUUCAAAGUGUAUACUGAUCAACCAUCAUGCAGUUUGAAUGCACAGCUUCUCCUUAAUGGAAAGAGAUAUCCACUCUACCCCAACGACACUCUUGAUUACCUUUGGAAAAUCGACACUUCAGAAGAUGGAUGGAAGGUCACUUAUCUCAGAAAAGAACUGAACGACACUAUUGUCUGCGGCAACUUCUUACAUAACAGACCAUAUCCUGAUAGCUGUGAGACGGAAUGCAUGGAUACAAUGGUACAGGUCAACGCCAAACCGGGACCGUUAAUGGGGAGUCGUAACAUCAAAGACAAUUUGACAUCUUCGGAUGAAUGCGUGAAGUAUUGCUGGAAGGAUCUCAAUUGCUUUGUGAACUACUACGAUAAAGAUUCUAAGGAGUGUUGGUGGUGGUCGAUAGACAACGUGCACUUCCUGGAGAAAGUUCAUCCAUCGGAGAAUAAAGUCAUGGCUAUUAAGAUUAUCACGAGUAACUCGACUUGUGGUUUGACAACUGAUGAAUUGAUUAAUGGAAAGCACUAUUAUCUACCAUAUCAUCGUUUGAAACAAGCAUGGAACGCGAAUUUUUACAACGUGAAGACCACUGAUAAAUAUUACGUUGUCAACACAUACGUUAAUGAAGAAGCUACACUUGUUCGAUCUAUACCAGGAUGUCAAAUGCCGUUUGUUGGAACCGUAGCAGGCAAGAAUUUAUCCGAUGUCAACUGCUACAACGUCAUAAAUUCUUCCGCAAUAACUCAAGAACUCGCCAAAACUAUAUGCGGAAUGUGGGGUGGCGCACUGGUGACGGAUCGGUUCGAGGGUUAUAUGCAACGGUGUAGCACCGGUGAUGGCUGGCUCGCGGGAAUGAUGUUUAAUUGGCCUAUGCCAUAUGAUAAGCCAAUUUGGGGUUUCCCAGCCUGGAUGAAGCAACCGCUGAAGAUAUGGGUCGGGUUAGAAAAGAAUCUGGUUACUGGAGUUUGGGCAUGGGCAAGACCUGAUUGGGGUUAUCAGAAUAGUUACACGUUUGACACAUGUGAUCCUGAUACAGGGAAGAGACCAAUAACGACUACGCCUGGUGCACCGAUGACUUGGGCACCAGGGGAGCCUAAGAGUCAAGCGGGAUAUAAUUGUGCCUACCUCGAAUACAAAUACAAUAGUCCAUGGCCAGGAUACGCUAUGGUUGCCGCGCCAUGCAAUGAAUCACUACCAGACAUCAAUGGUUUCAUGUGUGGUGUAGAUCCUGAAGGAAAACAAGGUAUCCCUCCGAUGAAAUCGAUUGCGGAUCUAUAUGGUGUCCCAAUGGAUUCACUUCGCGGAUAUUUUGAUACUAAUUGGUGAUUUCGGAAUAAUCAAUAAAUUCUUUGUUUUUUCCUG
This is a messenger RNA of Caenorhabditis elegans, 1940 nucleotides long. It is a transcript of the gene hpo-2, whose product is annotated as PAN-3 domain-containing protein. The transcript has 8 exons. Lineage: Eukaryota; Metazoa; Nematoda; Chromadorea; Rhabditida; Rhabditidae. The coding region runs from base 291 to 1904 and encodes 537 amino acids. The record is from RefSeq and is marked reviewed.